AUGAAUGAUUCUGACGACGCUGUAUACGAGAUUAAAGGUGAUGACAAAGUAAUUCGUGCCGCUCUGGUAUCGAGUGAACUUGAUGAAAAAUCAACUGUUGCCGCUACUUCAACUAAUGCUGAUAUUGAUGAUUACAUUUCCAAGUUUUUGGAGAUGUCAGAAGAUGCUCGUGCUGAUGAUCAAAGAGAGAAACAAAUGACUUUGAAGCAAGGAAUCAAGACUUUUCCAAAGGCUAUCGCUUGGUCGUUGGUUUUAUCUACUGCAUUGAUUAUGGAAGGUUAUGAUACUAAUUUGUUGACGAGUUUUUAUGCUUAUCCUGGUUUCAGAAAGAAGUUUGGGGAUUAUUAUUCUGAUAUUAACGAUUAUCAAAUCCCAGCUAGAUGGCAAACUGGUUUGUCUAUGGGUUAUCAAUGUGGUCAGUUGAUUGGUUUGUGGUGGGCUGGUGUAUUUGCCGACAAGAUUGGGUAUAGGAAGACAUUGAUGCCAGCAUUAGCAACUUCAAUUGGGUUGAUUUUCAUUCAAUUCUUUGCUCCUAAUCGUGAAGUAUUACUUUUGUCUUAUAUUUUAUUGGGUAUUAACUGGGGUUCCUAUCAAACAAUUACAGUCACGUACGCUUCUGAAAUUGCUCCUGCUAGUUUACGGGUGUACCUAACAACAUAUGUCAAUGUAUGUUGGGUGUUUGGACAGUUGAUUUCUGCUGGUGUUAUUAAAGGUAUUUCAAAUAUGAGUGAUCCUCAUGCUUAUCGUAUUGCUUAUGCUAUUCAAUGGGUUUGGCCAAUUCCAAUCUUGGUUGGUGUUUACUUGGCUCCAGAAUCGCCUUAUUUCUUGGUAAAGAAAGGUAGACUUCAAGAAGCUAAACAUUCGUUAAUGAGGUUGUUGACAACCAAUCCUUAUUUGCCAGAAAAGGGUUUGGUUGUUGAAAGUAUGGUAACCAAAAUUCAAUUGAUUGUUAGAGAGGAGGAUGCUACCAACAAAGGAGCAUCUUUCAAAGAAUGUUUUACUGGAAAGAACUUUAGAAGAACAAGAGUUUCAGCAAUUACUUGGUUAUUUCAAAACAUCACUGGAUCAGCAUUGAUGGGUUACUCAACAUACUUUUAUGAACAAGCUGGUUUAGAUCUUUCCAAUGCAUUCACAUUCUCAAUCAUCCAAUACUGCCUUGGUAUUAUCGGUACAUUUGGAUCUUGGUUUUUGUCACAAAAACUUGGUAGAUUCCCAAUUUUCUUUGGUGGAUUGUGCACACAAGCUGUUCUCCUUUUAGUCACUGGAGGAUUAGGUUGUUCUUCAUCUACUGGUGCAAGUUGGGGUAUUGGAUCAAUGUUGUUGGUGUAUACUUUUGUCUAUGAUGCAACUGUUGGACCUAUGUGUUACUGUAUCAUUCCUGAAAUGCCUUCAGCACAAUUGAGGCAAAAGACAGUUAUGUUGUCAAGGAUGAUUUACAAUAUAUCCGGUAUUGUUGUUGGUAUUCUUUCAAGUUAUAUGUUGAAUCCCACCGAGUGGAAUUGGAAAGCAAAGACAGGAUUCUUUUGGGCAGGAUUCGCCAUCUUUGCAGCCAUAUGGACUUGGUUUGAAUUACCAGAGACCAAGAACAGAACAUUUGCUGAGUUGGAUAAAUUAUUUGAGCAGGGUGUACCUGCUAGAAAAUUCAAAUAUACUGUCCCCAAAACUUUUGAUGCUGGUGAAAUGAUGGAAAAAUUAGGAAACAAUGGUAUCAAGAAUAUCAUCAACGAGAGAGAGCAUAUUGAAUAUGCUGAUGACGAAUUAAAAUGA
Lodderomyces orthopsilosis Co 90-125 is the source of this 1767-nucleotide messenger RNA. It is a transcript of the gene MAL31, whose product is annotated as maltose permease. The record is from RefSeq and is a predicted model, not a curated record. Gene Ontology annotation, cellular component: membrane. Bases 1 to 1767 code for a protein of 588 amino acids. Lineage: Eukaryota; Fungi; Ascomycota; Pichiomycetes; Serinales; Debaryomycetaceae. The transcript has a single exon. Gene Ontology annotation, molecular function: carbohydrate:proton symporter activity. Gene Ontology annotation, biological process: transmembrane transport; carbohydrate transport.